This is a messenger RNA of Drosophila hydei, 1713 nucleotides long. RefSeq names its product organic cation transporter protein-like. The record is from RefSeq and is a predicted model, not a curated record. NCBI's taxonomy places the organism in Eukaryota, Metazoa, Arthropoda, Insecta, Diptera, Drosophilidae. Bases 73 to 1713 code for a protein of 546 amino acids. Gene Ontology annotation, molecular function: transmembrane transporter activity. The transcript is spliced from 6 exons. Gene Ontology annotation, biological process: transmembrane transport.
UUUUCUUUUUUUUUGGCACACGCUCGACAGGCAACGACCGGUUUAGACGUUGCCGUUCGCAAGCCAGCCAAAAUGGAUUUCGAGAGUGUUUUGGAGAAAUGUGGAAGCUUUGGGCGAUACCAGUUCGUAUUGCUCGUGCUCUAUGGCUACACGAAUAUUUUGUCGUCCUUUCACUACUUCUCGCAGACCAUCAUCAGCUUUACGCCGCCGCAUAGCUGCGUGGCUGAAGCAACGUCAGGUUCGUAUGUGUCGAUAAAUGGCUCCUACUUGGACCGCUGCAGCUAUACGAAGUGGAAUUCAGAUGAGUCGAUGAGCGAGGAAUUCAAAUGUCAAUCCUGGCAAUUUGAGCGUGAGAGCAAUUAUGAGAGCAUUACCACCGAGCUCGAGUGGGUCUGUGAUGAUGCCUACAAGCUGGCCGUGGGUCAAUCGUUCUUCUUCAUUGGCUCCGUGCUGGGCACCAUAUUCUUUGGCUAUCUGGCAGAUCGUAUUGGCAGAUUGAAGGCCUGCAUGCUGACCACUCUGACGGGCGCCUUUGGUGAUUUCAUCACGUCCUUUGUCAAUUCACUGCCUCUUUUCUCGGCUGGCCGCUUUGUGGCCGGCCUGUCAACGGACACGCAGUAUAUUCUGAUGUACAUACUGGUAUUCGAGUAUCUGAGUCCCAAACAUCGUACUUUGGGUCUUAACAUCGUUUUGGCUGUAUUCUAUUGUGUGGGCCUGGUCAUAUCGCCGUGGGUGGCCAUUUGGGUGGGCACUUGGCGCAACUAUCUGUGGGCUGCCUCGUUGCCGGCAUUGGGCGUGCUCUGCUAUCCGUGCUUGCUCUUCGAGAGCGCCGAGUGGCUGUUGACGAAGCGUCAGUUCGAGAAGGCUGCGGAAUGCUUGCGACGCAUUGCCAAGUUUAAUAGGCGCCAAGUGGACGAGUAUGUGUUUGACGAGUUCAUUAAGCACUAUCACGAAAAGAUAAACGUGGAGCAGAAAACCACAAACGAUACGUUCAUGGGCAUGCUAAGGACGCCAAGAUUGCGCAAAUUUACUAUCAUACUGCUCAUUAAGUCCAUGAUCAUCACGGUGGCCUUUGACAUACUCAGCCGCAACAUGGAGGGCAUGGGCACUUCGCCGUUCAUGCUCUUCUCAUACACCAGCUUCACAUACCUGCCAGCCGGCCUGACCAUAAUACUCUUCCAGAACUACAUCGGGCGCAAGGGCAUGGCCUGUGCCUCCCUAUUUGUGGGCGCUGUCAUUACGGCAGUGACGGGCUAUUUGAUAGCCAACUUAGACCCAGCUGAGCAUUCGCUGGUGCUGGCGCUAAUGGUGGGCCUGGGCAGAUAUGGAGGCGUCGUCGCCUACGAUGCGGAGGCUCAAUAUGCUGCCGAGAUAAUACCCACAAGUGUACGCGGCCGCGGCAUGUCUAACAUACACGUCGUGGGCUAUGCCUUUGGCUUCUUUAGUUCGUACAUCAUAUUUUUGGGCACUUUCUACAAGCCUCUGCCCUCGAUUUUUAUCAGUCUUCUCAUGUUUAUUGGAUCCGCGUUAUGUCUAGCGCUGCCGGAAACAGUCAAAAGGAAACUGCCCCAAACAUUGACGGAUGGUGAGACGUUCGGUGUAGGCGAAAAGUGGUAUUACUUUCCCUGCUUUAGUCAGAAGCGGAUACAGGACGGCGAAACGAUAUCUGUUGCCACCAUAGAAAAUACUCAUACAGCAACUUUACCUAAAUAG